AUGGUGUGUAAAUUAAAAGAGUUAGCGGUGCAACUGUUCGACGCGGGGGCGCUGCGUCUCGGAGACAUAGAGGCCAAGCUGGGCCGGAGGACCCCGAUAUACUUUGACCUCAGGGUCGUAGUGUCUCAUCCUAAGAUCGUGAAGGCGAUCUCUCAACAACUGCAAGUCCUGUCAUCAGGAGUGCCACACGAGCUGGUUUGCGGAGUGCCAUACGCGGCGCUGCCCUUCGCCGCUGUCAUGUCCGUCAACACGGAUACUCCAAUGAUCAUGAAGAGGAAGGAGACUAAACUGUAUGGCACUAAGAAGAUACUGGAAGGAGUAUUCCAGAAGAAUCAAACGUGCCUCGUGGUUGAAGACGUGGUCACGAGCGGUGGUACCUUAUUGGAGACGGUCAACACGUUAAGGAGCGAGGGUUUAAUCGUGACAGACGCUGUAGUAGUACUAGACCGGGAGCAGGGCGGCGUCGGUGUACUUGAGGCGAGCGGAGUCAGGGUACGGUCUAUGUUCACCAUGACAGAACUGGUCUCAAUGUUGAGAGACGCCGGCAGGAUCAGCGAACAAACAGUGGACAUAGUAUCAGACCACAUCAAGGAAUGUCAGUUCGGAGUGAAAGAUAACUGUGAUCCAGUCGAUACAUGA
Molecule: messenger RNA, 639 nt
Organism: Danaus chrysippus (African queen)
Lineage: Eukaryota; Metazoa; Arthropoda; Insecta; Lepidoptera; Nymphalidae
Source: the annotation of a GenBank genome assembly